Molecule: messenger RNA, 11120 nt
Organism: Balaenoptera acutorostrata (minke whale)
Lineage: Eukaryota; Metazoa; Chordata; Mammalia; Artiodactyla; Balaenopteridae
Gene: TTC28
Product: tetratricopeptide repeat domain 28
Exons: 22
Coding region: 732-7820 (2362 amino acids)
Molecular function (GO): protein binding
Source: RefSeq, a predicted model, not a curated record
UUCUUGCAGGAUUUCCUUCCAGCCUUUCCCCACUAAGGUUCUUGGGAAUUAAAAAAAAAAAAAAAAAAAAAUCUAAACACACAAACCAAGUUUUCCUAUUUACAGUGUUCAGGGAAGGUAGGCAUUUCGGGAAGGGCAGAUCCUUUCCCCAAGCUAUCCAAGAAAGAAGAGAAAACAGCGUAAAGAAGCUCUGAUUACAGAUCUUUGGAAUUUUCUUUGCUAAAUUUUACAAACGAGAAAUACACCCAGAAUUUUGGGAAUUGCUCCAGGCUGCGCGUGAGGGUUUGAUUGCUUGUCUAAUCUUUUUUUGAGAAGAGGAGAAUUCGCCAAAAGGGGUUUGGAUGGCAGGAGCCCGGCUGGGUUUGUGCAGCAGCUUGCGUUCUCCGUCUCUUCUCUGAGGGAGGGUCUUUGCAGCCGGCUUGGAGACCCCCUGCCGCAGGCUCUUUUUGCUGGCGCUGGCCUGAGGGGAAAAUGCUCCGCUCUGGCAGGAGUACGCUGGUUGCUGCUGGGACUUCCUAGCCCCGUGGGAAGUGUGUUCGUGGUUUGGGGAUACUUUUCAUUGAACUGAAGGCGAAAAGACUGGACUCUCCUGGGCUCUUUCCCUUCGCAGUGAAUAUGGGAAAGAAUUAGGGGGUGGGAGGGAGGCAGCAUGACUUGCAGUCGCCGCUGCCCUGCAUCUGUCCCCAGCCCCCAGCCAGCAUCUUGAUGUUCCACGUAUCGGCUGUACAAAUAUGAUGAAAUGGCAGCCCCGGAAGAAGGCAUACUUCCGACAGGGUGUUGCCCUCCAGUACCUUGGACGUCAUGCCGAUGCCCUGGCAGCCUUUGCAUCUGGGCUGGCUCAGGACCCCAAGAGUCUCCAGCUUCUGGUGGGGAUGGUAGAAGCAGCCAUGAAAUCUCCCAUGAGAGACUCCCUCGAGCCCACUUAUCAACAGCUUCAGAAAAUGAAACUGGACAAGAGUCCCUUUGUGGUCGUGUCUGUGGUUGGGCAAGAACUCCUGACAGCUGGCCAUCAUGGGGCCUCUGUGGUUGUCUUAGAAGCCGCUCUGAAGAUUGGCACCUGCAGCCUCAAACUAAGAGGUUCCGUUUUCUCUGCGCUGAGCAGUGCUUACUGGUCUCUCGGAAACACAGAGAAGAGCACUGGAUACAUGCAGCAGGACUUGGAUGUAGCCAAGACCUUAGGUGACCAGACAGGAGAAUGCCGAGCUCAUGGGAAUCUGGGCUCUGCAUUCUUCUCCAAAGGAAAUUACCGGGAGGCUCUCACUAACCACAGGCAUCAGUUGGUGCUUGCCAUGAAACUCAAGGAUCGAGAGGCAGCUUCAUCAGCCCUGAGCAGUCUGGGCCACGUGUACACAGCCAUUGGAGACUACCCCAAUGCACUGGCCAGUCACAAACAGUGUGUUCUUCUAGCCAAGCAAUCCAAAGAUGAGCUUUCUGAAGCCCGAGAACUCGGCAACAUGGGAGCUGUGUAUAUUGCCAUGGGUGAUUUUGAGAAUGCUGUGCAGUGCCAUGAGCAGCAUCUGAAGAUAGCCAAGGACCUGGGCAACAAGCGAGAAGAGGCCCGUGCCUACAGCAAUCUGGGCAGUGCCUACCACUACAGGAGGAACUUUGACAAGGCCAUGUCUUACCACAACUACGUGCUGGAGCUGGCUCAGGAGUUGAUGGAGAAGGCCAUUGAGAUGCGGGCCUAUGCUGGCCUGGGCCAUGCUGCCAGGUGCAUGCAGGAUUUGGAGAGGGCUAAACAGUACCAUGAGCAGCAGCUGGGCAUCGCUGAGGAUCUCAAGGACCGGGCGGCAGAGGGGCGAGCGUCCUCCAAUCUGGGAAUCAUACACCAGAUGAAAGGUGAUUAUGAUACUGCACUGAAACUCCACAAGACCCACCUGUGCAUCGCCCAGGAGCUGAGUGAUUACGCCGCCCAGGGCCGUGCCUACGGGAAUAUGGGCAAUGCCUACAAUGCUCUGGGCAUGUACGACCAGGCUGUCAAGUACCACCGGCAGGAGCUGCAGAUCUCCAUGGAAGUGAAUGACCGUGCCUCGCAGGCAUCCACACACGGGAACCUUGCUGUGGCCUACCAGGCCCUGGGUGCCCACGACCGGGCCCUGCAGCACUAUCAGAACCACCUGAACAUUGCUCGGGAGCUGCGUGACAUCCAGAGCGAGGCCCGGGCCCUCAGCAACCUGGGCAACUUCCACUGCUCUCGAGGGGAGUAUGUCCAGGCCGCCCCCUAUUACGAACAGUACCUCCGGCUUGCUCCCGAGCUUCAAGACAUGGAAGGAGAAGGGAAGGUCUGUCACAAUCUUGGCUAUGCCCAUUACUGCCUUGGAAAUUACCAGGAGGCGGUGAAGUACUAUGAGCAGGAUCUGGCCCUGGCCAAAGACCUUCAUGACAAAUUGAGCCAAGCAAAAGCCUACUGCAACUUGGGCUUAGCAUUCAAGGCUCUGCUGAAUUUUAACAAAGCUGAAGAGUGUCAGAAGUACCUACUGUCCCUAGCCCAGUCCCUGAAUAAUUCCCAGGCUAAAUUUCGAGCCCUGGGGAACCUGGGCGAUAUAUUCAUCUGUAAAAAAGAUAUCAGUGGUGCAAUAAAAUUCUAUGAGCAGCAGCUGGGCUUGGCUCACCAUGUAAAGGACAGAAGACUGGAGGCCAGUGCAUAUGCAGCCCUGGGCACUGCAUACCGAAUGAUCCAGAAACACGACAAGGCCUUGGGUUAUCACACGCAGGAACUGGAGGUAUAUCAGGAGCUAAGCGACUUGCCGGGAGAGUGCAGAGCUCAUGGGCACCUGGCAGCCGUCUACAUGGCCCUUGGGAAAUACACGAUGGCAUUCAAGUGUUAUGAAGAGCAGCUAGAUCUAGGGCAGAAGCUGAAAGAUCCGAGUCUAGAAGCUCAGGUCUAUGGCAACAUGGGCAUCACAAAGAUGAACAUGAAUGUGAUGGAAGAAGCCAUCGGCUACUUCGAGCAGCAGCUGGCCAUGCUGCAGCAGCUGAGUGGAAACGAGUCUGUGCUCGACAGGGGCCGGGCCUAUGGCAACCUGGGGGAUUGCUACGAGGCCCUGGGUGACUAUGAGGAAGCUAUAAAGUACUAUGAACAAUAUUUAUCUGUUGCCCAGAGUCUAAAUCGCAUGCAAGACCAAGCCAAGGCUUACCGAGGCCUGGGAAAUGGACACAGGGCAAUGGGGAGCUUGCAGCAAGCCCUUGUGUGCUUUGAAAAGAGGCUCGUGGUUGCCCAUGAGCUCGGGGAGGCCUUUAAUAAAGCCCAGGCCUAUGGAGAGCUGGGAAGUCUGCACAGCCAAUUAGGGAAUUACGAACAAGCCAUUUCCUGCCUUGAACGCCAGCUGAACAUUGCUAGAGAGAUGAAAGACCGAGCUCUGGAAAGUGAUGCCGCCUGUGGCCUGGGGGGUGUUUACCAGCAGAUGGGGGAAUACGAUACAGCCCUGCAGUACCACCAGCUGGAUCUGCAGAUAGCAGAGGAAACCAACAACCCCACGUGCCAGGGCCGGGCCUAUGGGAACCUGGGCCUGACCUACGAGUCCCUGGGCACCUUUGAGAGGGCCGUGGUCUAUCAAGAACAGCACUUGAGCAUCGCUGCACAGAUGAACGACUUGGUGGCCAAGACGGUGUCUUACAGUAGCCUUGGAAGGACCCAUCAUGCUUUGCAGAACUAUUCCCAGGCAGUCAUGUACUUGCAGGAAGGUUUAAGGUUAGCAGAGCAGCUGGGCCGAAGAGAAGAUGAAGCCAAAAUUCGCCAUGGUCUUGGCCUCUCCCUUUGGGCGAGUGGGAACCUGGAGGAAGCCCAACAUCAGCUCUAUAGAGCAUCAGCCUUGUUUGAAACGAUCCGACACGAGGUGCAGCUGAGCACGGACUACAAGCUCUCCCUCUUUGACCUGCAGACAUCCUCCUACCAGGCCUUGCAGCGAGUGCUCGUCAGCCUCGGCCAUCAUGAUGAAGCCCUGGCUGUGGCAGAAAGAGGACGGACAAGGGCGUUUGCAGAUCUCCUGGUAGAACGGCAGACAGGACAGCAGGACUCCGACCCCUACUCCCCAGUCACUACUGAUCAGAUCUUAGAGAUGGUUAAUGGCCAGAGGGGACUAGUGCUUUACUAUUCCCUGGCUGCGGGCUACCUGUACAGCUGGCUGCUUGCUCCUGGGGCAGGGAUUCUGAAGUUUCACGAACACUACCUGGGAGACAACACGGUGGAAAACUCCAGUGACUUCCAGGCUGGCAGCAGCGCAGCCCUUCCGACAGCCACCAGCUCGGCCCUAGAGCAGCACAUCGCCAGCGUCCGGGAGGCCCUGGGUGUGGAGUCUUAUUACUCAAGGGCCUGUGCCAGCAGUGAGACAGAGAGUGAAGCCGGAGACAUCAUGGACCAGCAGUUUGAGGAGAUGAACAACAGGCUCAACUCGGUCACUGACCCCACUGGCUUUCUUCGGAUGGUUCGCCGCAACAACCUCUUUAACAGGAGCUGCCAGAGCACGACCAGCCUGGUCGGCAACACCGCGUCGCCCGUCAAGGACGGGACCUCCUCUCUUCCCAGGAGGCAGAGCUCGUUCGCCAGGCCGCCGCUCCGUGCUCUGUACGACCUGCUCGUGGCACCCAUGGAAGGGGGCCUGAUGCACUCCAGCGGCCCUGUGGGCCGGCACCGGCAGCUGGUCCUGGUUCUGGAGGGGGAGCUCUACCUCAUCCCGUUCGCCCUCCUGAAGGGAAGCUCCUCCAAUGAGUACCUGUACGAGCGCUUCGCCCUCAUCGCCGUCCCUUCCAUCCGCUCCCUCGGUCCUCAGGCCAAGUCUCACCUGCGGAAGAACCCUCCCGCCUACUCCAGCUCCACGUCCAUGGCGGCUGUGGUCGGCAACCCCAAGCUCCCAUCGGCGGUGAUGGACAGGUGGCUGUGGGGCCCGAUGCCGUCAGCCGAGGAGGAGGCCUACAUGGUGUCCGAGCUGCUGGGCUGCCAGCCGCUGGUGGGCAGCGUGGCCACCAAAGAGCGGGUCAUGAGCGCCCUGACCCAGGCCGAGUGCGUCCACUUUGCCACCCACAUCUCUUGGAAACUGUCGGCCUUGGUCCUCACGCCCAGUGUGGAAGGCACCCCCGCUGGCAGCAAGAGCUCCUUCGGCCACCCCUACACCAUCCCUGAGUCCCUGCGGGUGCAGGAUGACACCAGCGAUGGCGAGAGCAUCUCAGACUGCCCGCCACUGCAGGAGCUGCUGCUCACGGCCGCCGACGUCCUGGACCUGCGGCUGCCUGUGAAGCUGGUGGUCCUCGGCUCCUCCCAGGAGUCCAACAGCAAGGUCACAGCCGACGGGGUCAUCGCGCUGACGCGGGCCUUCCUGGCGGCCGGCGCACAGUGUGUCCUCGUGUCUCUGUGGCCUGUGCCCGUGGCUGCUUCCAAGAUGUUCCUGCACGCCUUGUACUCGUCCCUGCUGAAUGGCCUGAAGGCCAGCGCGGCCCUGGGCGAGGCCAUGAAGGUGGUGCAGAGCAGCAAGGCCUUCUCACACCCCUCCAACUGGGCAGGGUUCUUGCUCAUCGGGAGCGAUGUGAAGCUCAACAGUCCCUCCUCGCUCAUCGGCCAGGCCCUCACCGAGAUCCUCCAGCACCCAGAGCGGGCGCGGGAUGCCCUGCGAGUGCUGCUGCACCUGGUGGAGAAGUCCCUGCAGCGCAUUCAGAACGGGCAGCGCAACGCCAUGUACACAUCCCAGCAGAGCGUGGAGAACAAAGUGGGCGGCAUCCCUGGCUGGCAGGCCCUCCUCACCGCUGUGGGCUUCCGGCUGGACCCCCCUGCCAGCGGCCUGCCGGCAGCUGUCUUCUUCCCAACCUCCGACCCAGGCGACCGACUCCAGCAGUGCAGCAGCACCAUCCAGUCCCUGCUGGGUCUGCCCAACCCUGCCCUCCAAGCCCUCUGCAAGCUCAUCACUGCCUCAGAGACGGGCGAGCAGCUCAUCAGCCGGGCUGUUAAAAAUAUGGUUGGAAUGCUCCACCAGGUGCUGGUCCAGCUGCAGGCCGGCGAGAAGGAACAGGACUUCACAUCAGCCCCCAUUCAGGUCUCCAUCAGCGUCCAGCUGUGGCGGCUCCCGGGAUGUCACGAAUUCCUGGCGGCUCUAGGUUUUGAUCUCUGUGAGGUUGGUCAGGAGGAAGUAAUCCUGAAAACCGGGAAACAAGCCAACCGACGGACCAUGCACUUUGCGCUCCAAGCCCUGCUCGCGCUCUUCGAUUCCACUGAGCUGCCCAAGCGCCUCAGCCUUGACAGCUCGUCCUCCCUGGAGUCUCUGGCCUCAGCCCAGUCUGUCUCCAAUGCUCUGCCCUUGGGCUACCAGCACCCUCCUUUCUCUCCCACCGGUGCAGAGAGCAUAGCCUCAGAUGCCAUCUCUGUGUACAGUCUGAGCUCCAUCGCCUCCUCAAUGAGCUUUGUCUCCAAGCCUGAGGGUGGGUCAGAGGGCGGAGGUCCUCGAGGAAGGCAGGACUAUGACCGGUCCAAGAACGCCUUCCCACAGCGAUCCACCCUGCCUCGGAGCCAGCUGUCCCCCCCGACCCGCCCUGCAGACAGCAAAGACGAAGAAGAAUAUGAAGGGUUUUCCAUCAUCAGCACUGAGCCUUUGGCGGCCUACCAAGAAAACAGAAAGACUCGCUUCUCACCAGAUCACAAACAGUCCCGAGUCGGGGCAGCUGGUGGUGUGAAAGUUUCGGUAAGCUCCAAGGGGAGCAUAAGCACUCCAAACUCUCCAGUUAAAAUGACUCUGAUUCCCAGCCCAAACUCACCCUUCCAGAAGGUUGGAAAACUAGCAAGUUCAGAUACGGGAGAAUCAGACCAGUCUAGCACAGAAACAGAUAGUACCGUGAAAUCCCAAGAAGAAAGCAACACAAAGCUUGAUCCACAAGAAUUGGCCCAGAAGAUUCUAGAGGAGACACAAAGCCAUCUCAUUGCGGUGGAACGUCUUCAGAGGGGUGGUGGUCAAGGUAAGGGCACUAAUCCUGAAGAUGGCAUUUCCGUGCCCAACAGCGCUGCUGUCUUCAGAGCGUCAGAAACAAGUGCGUUCAGCAGGCCUGCCCUCUCCCACCAGAAGAGCCAGCCGUCGCCAGUUACUAUCAAACCAAAGCCCCCAGCCAGAAGCUCUUCCCUACCCAAGGUGAGUUCAGGAUACAGCAGCCCCACCACCUCAGAGGCGUCCAUCAAAGACAGCCCGAGCCAGCACAGUGGCCGGCCGUCGCCCGGCUCCGACUCCCAGACUUCCCUGACCGACCAGCCUCUCUUUAAGCUGAAGUAUCCCAGCUCUCCUUACAGUGCUCACAUUUCCAAAUCACCAAGGAACAUGUCCCCGAGCUCAGGCCACCAGUCUCCUGCUGGAAGUGCACCGUCCCCAGCUCUCUCCUAUUCCUCAGCUGGCUCCGCUCGCUCGAGUCCAGCCGAUGCUCCUGACAUAGACAAGCUGAAGAUGGCAGCCAUCGACGAGAAGGUGCAGGCUGUACACAACCUGAAGAUGUUUUGGCAGAGCACACCCCAGCAUUCCACGGGACCAAUGAAAAUAUUCCGGGGGACCCCUGGAACGAUGACUUCCAAGAGAGAUGUCCUCAGUCUAUUAAACUUGUCACCUCGGCACAACAAGAAGGAGGAAGGAGCAGACAAGCUAGAACUUAAGGAGCUGUCUUUGCAGCAAUGUGGAGAAACGCCCCCAAAAGCCCCUCCCAACGGACACUGGCAUACGGAGACCACCUCACUGAGCACACUGCCGCUGCCCACCGGCCCUCCUGCCGCGGUGCCCACGCGCCCUUUGAGACUUCCUUCUGGAAACGGCUACAAGUUUCUGUCCCCAGGAAGAUUUUUUCCUUCCUCUAAAUGCUAAAACAUCUUUUAUACCCACCAACACCGACUUGGAGCACAGCGGCCCACAGCCCAGCUCUCCGCACUCAAUUGGCCUGCUCCCGAGUGCGGCCACCCCAGCAUGGGUGUGCUCUCGCGGCGCGGGCGCCACCACUCCCAGACGCCACACACACACACACACAUACACUGGUAGCCCCUCUGGGACUCUGGGCCAGAUUCACCAAAAGCCAGGACUUCUGUGGAGUUGGUACAGGAGGCUCAUGGAAUUUUCUACACGUCACCAAAUGUUUACCUUGGAACUCCCUGCUUCUCAUCUUUGAUGUGAUUCUUCAACAGGAUUUUUGUACAAAAAUGGUCAUGGUUCUGGGGUGGGGAGAGAAAGGGAGCACAUAUUUUGCUAAGAGGUAUAUAUGCAGUACCUUUUAUACAAAGAAAUACAAACAGAGCUUUUUUAAGGCUUUCAGGUGCUGGUUGGGGGUAGGGUAUAUAAAAUCUCUCUAAGUUGAGUUCUACAUGAAAGUGUUACAGUAGCCAAAAAACAGGAUACUGGUUUUAAAAAUGCCAAUGAUUUGUAAUUAAAUUGUAGCAGUUUUGGUCUCAUGAUAUUGUAACAUCAGAGUAACAAGGCAAUAAUUCACUUCCUGAACUCUGCUCUUUGAGGGCUACAAAUGUCCCUGGGGCCCCACUGUCAACCAAACUUGAAUUUUCUUAAAAAAAUUUAUGUAACUCUUAUCCAGGCAUUUUAGAACUAUGCAAUUGUGAUUUAAAAAUGCAACUUUGUGCUUUUAAAACAUUACUGACCUUUUUUGUAUGUGGAUAAACAACUUGGUUUUAUUAUCAAUAGUACUUUGCAUUUAUAGCUAUUAUUUUUAAAAGCUCAAAAAGUUUUUUAAAAUAUCAAAAUUUGAAUAGUCAUCAAUAAGUAAUUAUCAAGUUUGGAGGGGGGAGUUUGAAAUUAUUGUUUCCUUAUAAGCAAAAAAAAAAAAAAAAAACAAAACCAAAAAACAAACAAAAAAACAAAAGAAAAAUUCCAUGGCUAACUAGAUUUAACCAGAAUCUAGCCUUCCAGCUCUUAUUCCCUUUAUUACCUGCUUAAUUUUAUUAUCUUUUCCCAACGCCAGGCUUCUAAAACCCCUUCUGUCUAAAUCUGUCACCAGGUUCCCACAAUCCCAGCACCUCACAUCUGUGAGCUGCAUCUGGACCCUCAUCUUAGUGUGACCAGCGCCCCUUGCUCCUGUGGUCCAAAGGACAAAUCCCCUCCCCCCCAGAGAAGACUUUAAUGUCCACAGCCUCAGAAGCAGGGGGCCUUCUGCUGGGGUAUACAUCUGAAUUAUUGCUGAACAGGGAAAGAGAUAUUCCUAAAAGUGUUGUCAUAGAAAAAAAAAAAAAAGAGGGACUUUUCCUAUAGCUAUGACAGUUCACUGAUACUGUUGCCAGCUGGGACAAGACAAAAGAACAGUCUAGGUAGGGGUAACCAUUAACAUAUUUAAAUAAAGAAAAGAAGUGUUGAAAAUCAUGUUAGUACUGUUUAGUUGGAGAAUUGACAUAAGCCUGUUUUAGGUAAUUCUAAAAUUGAAAUCCUACCAUCCUCACUGUGAGGGUCCAUCAUACAACGGUGGGCAGCCUCUUGUCCCAGGACACAAGCCACACAGGGAGUGGACAGGAGGGGCCUGGCAGGAGGGACACUAACAUCAAGACCUCCAGGGAGAGUUUUUAACCCUGGAUAGGAUCUCACUUUAUAAACAUACACUGACCACUUGCCCUGUUCCUCACUGUACUCUGAAAAGAGGAAGAGAUAUUUAUUCAAUUUGUCUUACUCUCCUGAGCUAUGUCAUAGAAGCUUUUUGUGUUUAACCCAACAGCCAUGUUGACAAAAGCAAAAGAAAGAAUGUCCCAUUCUAACCCUGAUCCCAACACUGGAAGAGAAAUACUUUAUAAAGAAGCAAGCAACUAUAAGGUUGUCUUUAUAUCUUUUAUAAAUGGUAGUAACAGUACCAGUGUAGCAAAUGAAAGCCAAGUUUAUAGCACUGUGCAUUUAGAUAGCAAAAUCAGGUCCUCAACAACAAGAAAUAAACCUCAAAGUAAAUUUCUGAAUCCACAUAUAGAUAGUUGGGCUGUACCUUUCUCAGCAACUCUCAGCCUCUUUCCCAAGUGCCAAGUAGCCCUGGAGGAAAGGCCGGGUCUCUGCUCCAUCCCUGAGGACAAGGGCACAACCCCGCAGGCCUCCCUCUAGCGCACACCCUCCACCACCCAGACCGCUUCCCCGUGGUUACCAAGCCAGCGAGGAGGACUCGUGUACCCUAACCUGGUUUUAGUCCUAAAUACAUUUGUUGUUGUAGGUUUCAUGUUGAAAAGCCAAAUGGAAUAUACGAUUUUUUUUUGGUCCUAGAUAUAAGUUUCAAUGAAGAAAAGCAAAGAUGAUGAAAUAAUAGGACCAAUCUAAAAAUCACUGUAGGGUCGCCACUUCUUUAUGUUUACUGUCAGUCUUGGUGUUUUCUAUACAAGUGAAAUGGAUGUAAAAUCAAGGUGAAUUUUUCAGUCUACCUUGAAAACAGUAUGCACUUAAAAAUUAUGUGAGAUUGUAUAAUUUGCAAAUUCUUUGUACAGAUCAGGGGUUGGCAAAUGAUGACCCACAGGCUAAAUCUAAAUCUGGUCAGAGGCCUGGAUUUUUACAGCCAUGAGCUAGGAAUGGAUUUUACAUUUUAAAAUAUUUAUAUAAAUAAGUACCUACAUAAUAUUUUUGAUUUUACCUCCUCUUGGUCCACAAGAACUAAAAUACCUAGUCUUUUAAGAAAAAGUUUGCUGGCUCCUGGUAUAUAGAUGACAGAAAACAAUUAGCAUAAUGUUUUGUUUCUACAAUCUAGGGAAAGUGAGUGUCAGGCUGUGGAUAAAACUGAUAGGAACGCGUGGGAACCUGAGCCAUGUGGAUGGACGCGAAUGACCCCUGCAUAGUCCUCGGCUCUUUGCCCCACUUGGAAGGAGUCGAUGGGUGUGGGUGAAAUUUACAAAAAUAUUUUUCCUCACUGUAUGCAGACAGCAUUGGAUAUUAUUUCUUUUUCAGCUCAGGAAACUGGAACCCCUGCCCCUACUCUACUCUAUCAGAUGCAAAUACACCAAAUACAAGCAAUAACAUCUCCCUCUCCUAGAAACCUUGGUAUGACCACAAAGCAAGGUAGUCGAAUCUGUCUUCUCACCAGUGAACCACGCAACUACUUCAGUGAUCUUUAACUAAGUCAAUAAACCAAGACAAAAUUAGUUACUCAAGCUUACAUUUUGAUGCGUUUUGGUAUUGGUGUAUAGUAAAAUGAAGAAGUUCUCACCU